This is a messenger RNA of Bicyclus anynana (squinting bush brown), 3558 nucleotides long. Its product is annotated as alanine--glyoxylate aminotransferase 2, mitochondrial. Gene Ontology annotation, molecular function: L-alanine:glyoxylate transaminase activity; pyridoxal phosphate binding. NCBI's taxonomy places the organism in Eukaryota, Metazoa, Arthropoda, Insecta, Lepidoptera, Nymphalidae. The transcript is spliced from 10 exons. The record is from RefSeq and is a predicted model, not a curated record. Gene Ontology annotation, biological process: glyoxylate catabolic process. Bases 1997 to 3445 code for a protein of 482 amino acids. Gene Ontology annotation, cellular component: mitochondrion.
UUGCCGGUUUUAUUUUUUUGUAUAAGGAUUUUUAAGCAAGUAUAUGCAUAAAAUAAUAAAGUUCGUACUCUAAUAUCAUUAAUUGCAGCGUAUAGAAGCAAAAACAUUACAUAAAACAUAAAUAGUUUUAGGACUUGCUGGGGCAGCGGCAGACGCGUAGGAGCGGCAAAGUGCUAAAGAAAAUACAGUUGUCUUGGCGCCCAAUAUGAGUUCUCGGCCUGGCAAUAUAAGAUUGUGAUUUUCAAUUUAAAAAUGAUUUUAUUUUUCUAGAUAGUCCCCCUUGACUUCAAUAUACUUGGUCGAGCGUUUCUUCCCGGAAGUGAGAUUCUGGAAGACUGAAAAUAUCAAUCUACAGCUAAUUCCUCCAUUGCUAAUUCUUCGUGCAAGAUGUUUCGCACCCUUUUUUCUGAUUUCCUUACUGCCUUAGCUAUAUUUUUCAAAUUCACUUGCCUAUCGUCCAAAACGAUAUUAAGAACUUUUGCGAUGAUUUCCCGUGUGGUUGCUGUUUUUGGCCGUCCUUCACGUGGAUUACCUUUAAGGGACGUGCGACUACGUUUAAAUUCUGCUGCCCACUUUUUAACAAUUGACAUGAAAGAACAGAGUCCCCGUACUCUAAGCCUUUUAUCAACUUCAGAUCAAUUUCUUUAGGAGUUAAUCCAACCAAAACAAACAAUUUUAUCACCGCACGAUAUUCAAGUUUAUCUGUUUUCACACUAAAGUCGUGUACUGUAAAAAUUCGUGUGAGCGAACAAGUUGAAACUUGCCGUACGAACUAAUUAGAGAUGCAUCUAGACAGGAUUUUUUUUCCUACUAGGAAUGCUCUAUCUGUGUAAAGCCUAGAACUUUUCGCCCCGCUCUAGUACCCAUGCCUUUUUUAUUAUUUUAGAUAUACCUUUCGUGUUUUGUGUUUACUUAAACUUUCUUCAGUUUUAAGGUUUGUAGGAUAAGACCUAAAAAUUAUUCAAUCACGCAGGUAGAAAUCCAAUUGUAAAAAGGUAAAAACACAUUAUGUAUGUAAGUAAGUACGUGAAAUGAAGCGUUGUUAUAUUAAGUAACGUUUGUUAUAAUUCAAAUUUUUUUAAUUCCGGAACCCAGGACCUCUAUAAUUAAAAUCCAUAUAGGCUAACCACUGAACGAACGUGAUUUUUUACGAUUUAUUGACAUGCACGACAAAGAUUAAGCUCAGAUAGUGUGUCCCGAAAUACACGUGGACGAAACUCGUUUAAUGAAAUAAAUAUAGAUGACCUUUUACUGUUUAUUACGUCACGUUAUCACUUUAUUAUAACAACUGAUAAUUUAUAAUGUAAAUAAAUACGACGUAAUAAGAUAUGAACACAUGAAACACGAACAUAAAAACCGGUAGGUCAAUUGGUUAUCCUAAAAAUGACUUAAUUGGACUUUCAGGCUAGUAGGUACUGCGAGUAUUUAGAGAAAUAGGUGAGUACUUAGUGUUUUUCAUUUUAAAUCAUAGAAAACAAAAAAAAAAAAAAAUAAAAAAUAAAAAUAUAAAAAAAAAAAAUAUAAAUAUAAAAAACAGUUAUUGUGUGGUCCGUGGGCAUUCAGCCAUCAAUGAAGUCAAGUUCAAUAAAAGAACUUGUUCUUCUAAUACCGAGAGGCUGCUGGCAACCCACUUUGCUUACGUGUGAUGCUACUUUAAUGUUUUAUAUCUUUUAAAAUUCAAAAGAUUUAUAAAUACUCACGUGUAAAAAAAUCUUUACAAAGCAGCAUUAUUAGGUGUAUGCAAUAUACAUACCUACUCCUGUACCCUAUAUGUAGGUAUAAUAUAUCCUAUAGGUACGUAUAUAAGUGUUUUGUGUGAACGAACUUUAAAUUUGAAAUGGUUUAAACAUUACAACCACGCGCCUUAGUUAUCAAUUAUCAUAAACUUAUGCUAGUGUCAAAGUAUCAAGAUUACAAAUUCGUAAUCUAAUUUAAAUUAUUCAAUUCACUAGUAGUUACGCUGUCUCACUGUAAACUUGUGUAAAAUAGUAACAUAAUGGUGGUAAAAGUUUCCAGGUAUUGCUCUACUAUAAUUGGCAGGAGAUACUCAAGUGCUUUGCCAAAAUGCGAUUUUGUACCAAACAAGUAUUAUGGUCCAUCAUUCCAGGAAACAGAGAGGAUAAAAUCCGUGAACAUACCGCCAGUUAUGUUCAACUUAUACAAAAAACCAUUGGUGAUCCACCAGGGUCACAUGCAGUGGUUGUUCGAUCACCAGGGCAGGCGGUACCUUGACCUUUUCGGUGGCAUCGUCACUGUAUCCGUGGGGCAUUGUCAUCCGAAAGUAUCAGCAGCACUACAUAAACAAAUCGACACACUCUGGCACACCACUAAUAUCUAUAGGCAUCCCCGCAUUUAUGAAUACGUCGAGAAAUUAACAGCCAAGUUUCCUGGUGAUUUAAAGGUGGUCUACUUAGUGAACAGUGGCACAGAAGCAAACGAUCUAGCCAUACUUCUGGCCAAGGCGUAUACAGGAAACCACGAUGUUAUAUCCCUGCAGAGUUCUUACCAUGGUUAUUCCAGCGUCAUGAUGGGCCUGACAGCACAACAGGCAUACCGCGCCCCAAUACCUGUGCCCGCUGGAAUUCAUCAUGCAAUGCUGCCCGAUCCCUACAGAGGUAUUUGGGGUGGUUGCAGAGACUCACUAUCUCAAGUGCCUAAUUCAUGUUCUUGUAUUGGUGAUUGUGAUACUUCUGACAAAUAUAUCCAUCAGCUUAAAGAGCUUUUAGAAAAUUCAGUGCCAGCAGGUAAAGUGGCCGCACUCUUUGCGGAGUCCAUACAAGGAGUCAAUGGCACUGUACAGUUCCCCAAAGGAUACAUCAGAAAAGCAAAAGAACUUAUCGGAAAAUAUGGUGGACUGUUUGUUGCUGACGAGGUACAAACAGGUUUUGGUCGUAUGGGUGACGCAUUUUGGGGCUUCGAGAAUCAUGGUAUUAUACCAGAUAUAGUUACACUGGCUAAAGGAAUUGGGAACGGUUUCCCUCUAGCAGCAGUGGUAACUACCAAGGAAAUAGCCAGUGCUCACACCAAAGCUUCAUAUUUCAAUACAUUUGGAGGAAACCCAAUGGCUGCAGCAGUGGGAAAAGCUGUUCUAGAAGUGAUUGAAGAGGAAAACUUACAACAGAACUGUAAGGAAACGGGCAAAUAUUUUAUAGAAAAGCUGAUGGCGUUACAGAAAAUUCACCAUGUUAUAGGAGACGUGCGAGGCAAAGGGUUGAUGCUAUCUUUAGAUCUUGUUGAGCCUGGGACGAAAGAUCCAUUGAACAAACCCCAGUUUGCCAAUAUUCUCGAGAUGAUAAAAGACUCUGGUGCUCUAAUUGGUACUGGGGGACGGUGGGGAAAUAUUUUGAGAAUAAAACCACCAAUGUGCAUCAAUAAGGAGGACGUUGAUUUUGCAAUAUCAGUUUUGGAUCAAGCAUUUAAUACCCAUUCAAAGAAAACAAUAUAAGUGUUCUUUACAAAUUAUAUUGAAAACACUUUUCAUACAUUGUUCUUUUCUGUUAAAUAAAUAAAAUUCUUUAAAGUUGGUACCUACUUAAUUCAAUAUUGUUUUUUAUUGUA